UGUGCGCUGCGUUUCUUCCCCGGCAGCUCAGAUUAUCGCCAGUCGUUCUUUUCGCGGAGUCUCGCGCCAUUGAGCGCGCCGCAAGGGCACCUUGAACAUGGGUCUCUCCAAGACGCAGAGGAUCAUCAUCCUCCUUGUUAUCGAUACUGCAUUCUUCCUGCUGGAACUGACAGUCGGUUAUGCCGUUCACUCGCUUGCUCUCGUCGCGGACUCGUUUCAUAUGUUGAAUGAUGUGUUAUCUCUGUGUGUGGGAUUAUGGGCGGUGCAGGUCGCAAACCGCGAGACGAGCUCCAAGAUGUACACCUUUGGCUGGCAACGUGCAGAAACCCUCGGUGCGCUGGUCAACGGUGUCUUCCUUGUCGCCCUUUGCAUGACGAUCUUCCUCGAAGCGAUACAGAGAUUUGUGGAGCCGCAAGAAGUGCAGAACCCGAAAUUGGUCUGCAUCGUUGGUUGCUUUGGUUUGUUGUCGAAUAUCCUGGGUCUGGUGCUGUUCCACGACCACUCGCAUGGUCACGGUCAUAGCCAUGGACACGAGCAAGGAGAGAUUGAGGAUGUGGAACAAGGUCACGGACAUACCCACGCAACCGAGGCAGACCGUCACAGCACUGUCGCCAAUGCCAUGCCCGAAAACCUCCUUCGAAAGAGUCGCUCCGAUGGAUCGGCGAAGCAUGACGACACCUACACUGAUGAACCAGUUUCGCCUUAUUCUCGCAGACGGGUCCGUCGCUAUAGCACAUCUACUGGGCGCGGAUAUGACGUAGGUGAGAUUGGUGGUCACCCGGCUACAAUGAGACAGGAGAUUAUCGCCGCUGGUUCUCGCAACCAAUACACUAGUGAACCAACUUCAGAAUCGGAAAGUGACCAGCAGGAUGGAGGGGACUUCGAGCCAUCGGAACGCUCUGGACUCUUACGACACAAGGACCGAGCAUCCAACUACACUGAUGACGACAGCACACCAACCCGUCUGCCAGCUACAUCGCCUGACGAUGACAUUCACAAGUCUCACAACCACGCUCAGCCGAAGCCCAAGAGCCAUGGCGGUCAUAACCAUGAUCUCAACAUGCGUGGUGUCUUCCUUCAUGUAAUGGGAGAUGCCCUCGGUAAUGUUGGGGUUAUCGUUUCCGCAUUGGUCAUCUGGUUGACAGAUUACGACUGGAGAUUCUAUGUCGACCCCGGUAUCUCCUUUUUGAUCACCAUUAUUAUUCUUUGCUCUGCCAUUCCUCUGUGCAAGGCUGCGUCGCGUAUUCUCUUGCAGGCCGCGCCCCAGGGCAUGAGCGUUGAUCACAUCAAGGAAGAUAUUGAAACACUUCCCGGUGUUAUUGGAUCUCAUCACCUGCAUGUCUGGCAGCUGAGUGACACCAAGAUCGUGGCCUCGAUCCACAUCCAGGUUGACACCGACAUUAAAGGCGAGGGGUCUGACAGAUACAUGCGUCUCGCCAAGCAAGUAAGGAGAUGUCUGCAUGCUUAUGGCAUCCACUCCUCAACCAUCCAGCCCGAGUUUGCACCCGAAAGCGAUGUGGAAGACAACCAAACCGGUCCCUCGUCUUCCCAGGGAGGCAACGAUGCCACUGCUGCCUCUAGCAAAUUGCCUAGUCGUGCCGCCAGCGUUCGUGAAGAUGACCCUCGAGCAUGCCUCCUAGAGUGCGGCGAAGAAUGCGCGCGAGGUGGGCAAUGUUGCCCUACCAAAUCCCCUUAGAGCGAUCCACCUAAUUGCCUUAUCCUUUUCUCACUUUCUAAUCAUGUAUUCCACCAUCAUUAUCGACCUUAAAAGCAUUUCAUUAUCCGUCUUGAUUCUCUCAUACCCGCUGUUUGUAUACCACGGUUGUUUCUGCUGCAUUGGCACUGGUUCCGGCGAUGCAGAAUAUAGAAAGAGGUUUUGCCGCAAAAGGCAGCUUGAUGACUAUGGCGCAAUAUGCGAUUUGACUCUUCAGUUGACGGGCUUCAACUGCGUUCUUUGACGUGUUUGACUG
This is a messenger RNA of Aspergillus wentii DTO 134E9, 1970 nucleotides long. RefSeq names its product cation diffusion facilitator family transporter. Bases 98 to 1696 code for a protein of 532 amino acids. Gene Ontology annotation, molecular function: zinc ion transmembrane transporter activity. Gene Ontology annotation, cellular component: membrane. Gene Ontology annotation, biological process: zinc ion transmembrane transport; intracellular zinc ion homeostasis. Lineage: Eukaryota; Fungi; Ascomycota; Eurotiomycetes; Eurotiales; Aspergillaceae. The transcript has 4 exons. The record is from RefSeq and is a predicted model, not a curated record.